Messenger RNA from Chara braunii, 908 nucleotides. The record is from the annotation of a GenBank genome assembly. NCBI's taxonomy places the organism in Eukaryota, Viridiplantae, Streptophyta, Charophyceae, Charales, Characeae.
AUCGUUGUGUGUCCUGCUAUCGGUGGGCUUGCAGCUGGCGUGUGCGCGUGUGUACUACGCGGCGUCGGCGUUACGGUAGUGUAGCACUCAUGGCCGCCUUCAUGGGCAAGCCCGGUGCAAGCUCGGCGAUGGCUGCUGCCUUGCUGCUGACAGUCUUGAUAUCCCUUUCGUCGCAGCUAGGCCUUGUGGUGGGUGAAUCAUGCAACUUCUACAUCAAGGGCAGCAGAGGUGCAGUUCCGACAGUUACGCUACCGGGCAACAGUGAUACUUGCGUAGCUGGCCCUAUCGUUCACUACGUGGGCGGGGUGGAGAAGGCGACGAAGUACGUGAACUCGGAGAGGUGCGCCUUUGGCAAUUGCACGGAUGGUCCUUGGAAUUGCGAUGAUUGUCAAAAGUGUAAUCAAAAUCUCUAUACCUACAUGGACCAGGUGUGCAGGAGAAACCCGCACGAUCCGAUUUACGGCGAGUGCGUCAAAAUCAACAUCACUCAGGUUACGUACCAGGACAACACCGUGUGGCACGGCCUCGACUGUAUCAUCAUCAGGAUCAAAACGAAGUGAUGAACAAGAUGAAGGAGGAUCAGAAAGAAAGGCGACCACAAGUCGCCGAAGAGGACAAUUCCCCGAAGUCUCAUCGAAGUAUCUUCGUCCGCGUCGGUGAAGUUUCUUCACGUUGGCUGUGGAAAGACAGUUACAGGCACGAAGAAGAUCAUGACUAUAACAAUAGUAAUCCUUCAGUCAAUCAAUGGAUACCGGGAGGAGGGGAGGAGAAGAGGAGAGGAGAGGAGGAGAGGGAGAGAUCCUCUUCAUCUCUCGUCGUCGUCCUUCGCCUGCUCGUUCCCUGGCCUCCCGUACAACAGCGUGGAUGACAUGUGGAUGGGAAGACGUCAAUGAAAUGGGUAUUGAGGA